GUGCUAAAAUUAACUGUUCUAAAGGCCUGCUAAGAUAUACUCAACUCAUCUCAAGCAUUUUUGUCCUUUAAGAAAGUGGUCACAAGUCUUUUGACACCCAGAGGCUUGGUAUUGUCUCUGAUGCAACCUCAUCUCAGCUGCUAUGUCAUAACAAAACGCCAUAAGCAUUGUUUCGCCCUUUUUAAGCAGUAUAUAGCAUAUUUCCAGUUCCCCCACAAUCGUCUGUAAUAUCUAAAUCAUCAAAUAUCACAGCAUGGCAGACUCACACAUCCCAUCCGUUCCUCCACCAUGGACCCUUAAAGGCGACAUCUACGCCUUCAUAUUCUGGACGUCUCCCUCACAAGCCAAAGAAGGUCUUCCUGCCAUGGCUUACUCUCCUCUUGAAGGACAAUCUGACUUUGCUAAAGAUCAGAAAGCUCUUGGAGGUCUGAGUAUGUUGCAGCUUAUUCGCUAUACGGACUCUCCCGUUGGACCCUACGAUGAACUUAUUCUCGCGCCGGGGACUUUUGGGUAUGAGAAGGAGGAUGAGAAUGGGAGGAGAGUGAAAGGGAAAGGUGUUAAGAUUACGAGGAUUUAUGUUUCUCAUAAACAUACGUGCUACAACGGUAGAAAGAACUGGAACGUCCCCAAACACCUCGCCAAGUUCGACUGGACUGAUAACUCAAACGGCUCUAUAACUGCCAAAGUAUAUCCUCACGAUACAUUGCCCACAGACUCAGCUGGCUCUGAGUCAGCCUCACCAGAUCACACUCCAUUCUUCCAGGCCACCUUUAAGCCCAUUCGCUAUGCGCCCUCAUUUCCCUUCCGAACUUCAUGGAUCAACUAUUUGGGCUUCGACACCACCUUGGUCUUUCCUCCUCUCCCUGAAGGCGCUGGGAGCCAGGGCGAGCUGCCUGGUACUGACCAAUGGUGCUCUGUCGUUCCGCAGCAGUCUACGUCCAAGUGUAUGUUGGGCUGGUUUGACGUUGAGCAGCAUCGUGAUGAGGAGGGGAAGUUAACGGGUGAGUUUGAGAACUUCUGGCUUGGUUGGUCCAAGUGGCAGAUUGGAAUCAAGAUGGAGAACUCUGUUAUCGAGUUUGAUCAUCCAGAGACGUGGGAGCCUCCGAGAACGAGACUAUAAGCAACAUUAAUAGUUCACAGUUUGCUUAUAUGGAUCUGAAAGUCAACUCGGCCAUCAAGAAAUCUCUGUUCGAGACCUAUGCGCUAGGAGAGAGUCAUGCAGGUUACUAUAUACGUAAGUAAGCAAAUGCCUCUUUACCA
Molecule: messenger RNA, 1260 nt
Organism: Fusarium odoratissimum NRRL 54006
Lineage: Eukaryota; Fungi; Ascomycota; Sordariomycetes; Hypocreales; Nectriaceae
Exons: 2
Coding region: 254-1120 (288 amino acids)
Source: RefSeq, a predicted model, not a curated record